Halichondria panicea is the source of this 2137-nucleotide messenger RNA. RefSeq lists its product as uncharacterized. The record is from RefSeq and is a predicted model, not a curated record. Gene Ontology annotation, molecular function: cysteine-type endopeptidase activity. The transcript is spliced from 6 exons. Lineage: Eukaryota; Metazoa; Porifera; Demospongiae; Suberitida; Halichondriidae. Gene Ontology annotation, biological process: proteolysis. Bases 156 to 2015 code for a protein of 619 amino acids.
CACAAGCAUUAGCUAAGCCUUAGUUAACGUUUUGGACACAUAGCCUCGAGACCAGCCGUUUGUUGUUCCCCUUGCAGAUAACGAACGGCUGGUCUCGGGGCUAGUGGACACAAGCCAGAGAAGAAGACAGAACAGACAGAGUGGGAUGCUGCCCAAUGAUGUCAACCAACUCAAUCACAGCGACUAUAACUUCGAAUGUUGAUGCCAGAGGACUUGCUAUCAUAAUCACCAAUGACUAUCAUAACUGUGCUAGCUUAAGCUCUCUACCUGGAACCUUCAUUGAUGGGGAGAAUAUGAAAGACACCUUUCUCCACCUUAAUUUUGUAGUUCAUUGGGAGCAAAAUAUCACCCAUCUACAACUCACAAAAUUAAUUCAUGAAGCCUGCAACUUCCAAGACUAUCACAACUUAAAGAAGUACAAUUGCAUUGUAUUUGUUUUCUCUGGCCAUGGUGAUUUGGGAGACAUUGUGUACCUACAGGACGGCUCAGAAGUGAGCAUUGGUGAGGACAUAAUCAAACCAUUUCUCCCGAAAGCAUCUCCGAUUAUGGGAAAAUUCCAAAAGCUUUUCUUCUUCGAUGCCUGUCGCGGGAAAAAAGAGAGCGAGUCUGUGAUGGUUCCAAGAAGUGGUAAAGCAAAGGGAGGGUAUGACAACUCCCUGACCUUUGAGCAUCGAGGGGGGUCAGUAAUCGAAAGAAUUCGAGUUCCUGGAGAAGGCGGUUUCCUGGUUGCUUAUUCCACCAUGUCUAAUCACCUAGCAUGGGAGGGCAACAAGGGAGGUGCCUGGCUGCAGAAACUGGCUGAAGAGAUCAGGACUAACACUACUAGCUCUAUUGAGGAUGUGCUGACAAAGGUGAACAGUGAUCUCAUUAAAGACCCAACUAUAAGAGUGCAGCAACCUGAGAAGCUCUCACGGCUCAAUGAAGUUGUCUUCCUUCAUCCUGAAAAAGAUCCAAAAACUCUCCCAAAAAUCAAAAUUGCAGCAGUUUUUCCCACACAACCCACACCCUCACUGGAUCGAACGCAACCUUUAAACUCCAUUCAACCAGCUUUGUUGACUGCCAGUCCUGGCGUGUAUCAAGGAGCUAUGGACAGCCCAGCAAUGAAACAGUUGAUUUCUCAGUAUCCAUCAGCUGCCAUCAGGAAGCUUGAAGAUUACCCACAUAAUCCCCCUGAGCACGAGAAUAUCACAUACUAUCGCAGCCAAGUGACUAUCACUCUAUUUCAUCAAGACAUUGUUGGUGACAGCAAGAAGUACUUUUUGAACACUCAAAUUUCCAGAGAAGAGGCUAUAAAAGAUGCGAUAUUGCAAGUAUCACUACAGGAGACCUCUAGCAGCUAUCUCGGAUUAUCGUACAGUUCCCAACCGCAGCAAGUUGACUAUUUGGAGUCGCCAAUUCAACAGAGUGCAGCUUCUCCCUGCCCGACCUACGGUACCAGUUCCUGUGCUCCUAACCCCAACUCCCUCCUUGUUCCUACACUAUCUCAGCAAGGUCAUGAUCGGGAAUUGUCUCCACCUGCAAAUUCUCCUCAAAGUCCAGCAAUACCCGGUCAUUAUCAUAGACAGAGAGUUAAUCGUUUCUUUCAAGAGAACAACAUCAAUCCCCGGUAUAUAUUUGACAGUGAAAUUGUUCCCACCACUCAACACCGCUGCAUUGUAUGCUACACAAUACAAGGAGAAUCCAGAGAAGUCGAUAGCGUACGUUACUACUCGAGUAAAGGAGAUGCUAAAGAGCAAGUUGCUAAGCUGGUACUCGAGAGAGAAAAUGUUUCUCAAAUCGUCAGUAAAGGAAUCGCCCCACCUUCCAACAAGGUAUGGAAAUCUAAACUGAAGGAAUAUUGUGACAAGAACAAAAUUGUCGUCGCAAUGAAGUACCACACGAAAUCCAGUGGAAUCGGGUUCAAAUCGACUGUCACAUUUCUUGGACGUGAUAUUGAGGGGGAGGAAUGCAAAAGCAAGCAGGAAGCCGAACAAAGUGCAGCUCGCAAUGCAUUACAGAGUGUUCAGCUCAACUGAGUGCAUAUCAUGGACUGUAGAAAUUCUGAAUUGAUCACCUCAAUUUUAUACGUAUUCUUUGUUUUGCGUUUUAUAGCCUGAGAUGGAGGUCUUACUAGUCAUAGUAUUGGUUGGUAUUGCUC